GACAAAGAGAAACGGCUCUCUCUGCCUUUUGCUCUGUGUUUUUUUUUUUUUUUUUUUUCUUGCUUUUGAUUGAUUCAUCUCUAUUGUAAUUUCAUCGUCUGGCACCAAUCAUUGUCGGAGACAGAUAGAUAGGCCACACACCACAGCCCUUCUUCUCGCCCUCCAAUUCCUAGCCCUCGAUUUUGGCCCGUUUCUUGUUUUCAAUUCGAUUCAAUCUUUUAAUCUCUUCUUUUCUCUCUUCCCCAAUUAUUCUCUCUCUCUCUUUUUUUUUUCUGCUCAUUGUUGGUGUUACGGAUCUCUCUCUCUCUGCGUACUUACUGAGAGAGAGAGGGCUAAGCAAACGCCUAAAUACUUUCCGACUGAAUCUGCUGAUUUUCGCCGCCUUUCUCUGAUUCUUCUUUAACUGAACCGCUGCCGCCGCUUCACCAUUUCUGCUCAAUCGAUCUGCGUCGCGGAGUUCACUGCUUCUUCAAUCGACGCUUCACCGGGGAUAUCUUAGCUUGGUAUCCCAGGACCUAGUUUUGUUUUUUGUGUUUCUUUGAAAGAAAGAGAGAAAUGUGGUGGAUUAUGGGUGAAGGUGGAGGCCAUUACUGCUCCAAGAAAUCCGAUGAUAUCUGUGGCGAAGUUUGUGAUCAGGAAGCUAAUCGAGUUCUGGGCAUGUCUAGGCUUCGCUGCAUUUUUCGUGGAUAUGAUGUGAAAUCCUUUCUUAUUCUUUUUGCGUUGGUGCCGACGUGCAUCUUGAUCAUUUACCUCCAUGGACAAAAGAUCUCAUACUUCCUACGGCCAUUAUGGGAAUCCCCUCCAAAAGAAUUCAAUAUGAUCACUCACUACUAUGAUGAGAAUGUACCUAUGGAGAAUCUCUGCAAACUCCAUGGUUGGAAAGUCCGUGAGUUUCCUCGACGUGUUUACGAUGCCGUGCUGUUCAGUAAUGAGAUUGAGAUGCUUACCUUGCGAUGGAAAGAACUUUACCCUUACAUUACACAGUUUGUUCUCCUUGAGGCAAAUUCAACAUUUACUGGGAAGCCAAAAUCAUUAUACUUUGCUCGUAAUCGAGAUAAGUUCAAAUUUGUGGAGCCGAGAUUGACUUAUGGCACUGUCGGAGGGAGAUUUAAGAAAGGUGAAAAUCCGUUUGUCGAGGAGGCAUUUCAGCGAGUGGCACUUGAUCAGCUUCUCAAAAUUGCUGGUAUCUCUGAUGAUGACUUGUUGAUAAUGUCUGAUGUCGAUGAGAUUCCAAGCGGGCACACCAUUGAUCUCUUAAGAUGGUGUGAUGACAUACCGGAAGUUCUUCAUCUACAGCUUAGGAACUAUUUGUACUCGUUCGAGUUCCACGUUGACGACAAUAGCUGGAGGGCUGCAGUCCAUAGAUACAAAUCUGGUAAGACAAGGUACGCUCAUUAUCGACAAUCGGAUGACCUGUUGGCAGAUUCUGGGUGGCACUGUAGCUUCUGCUUCCGUCGUAUAAGCGACUUCAUCUUUAAGAUGAAAGCAUACAGCCAUAACGACAGAGUUAGGUUCUCUAGUUAUCUGAAUCCCAAAAGGAUUCAGAAGAUUAUCUGCAAGGGUGCUGACUUAUUUGACAUGCUUCCUGAGGAAUACACUUUCAAAGAAAUUAUUGGAAAAAUGGGACCGGUUCCUCAUUCCUUCUCAGCAGUUCACUUGCCAUCAUAUCUUCUGGAAAAUGCAGAACAUUACAAAUUCCUUUUGCCUGGGAAUUGCGUACGAGAGAGUGGCUAAUCUCUAGCUUUGAUAUCUACCUCCCUCUGAAGGUUAGUAGCUUGUCUGACACCCCGUGGACCUUCCCAUCCCGACAGUCGUUGACCGGUACAUGGCCAACCUUGGCGACCUUUGCCUCCAGAUAAGCUAAUGUUAAUUCUUUUGGAAGUUGAAACUGCUUGGACAGUUGAACUAAUUCCAUGGGUUGGAAGUUAUGUGUAGAUAUCUGUUUUCUUUGAGUGGUUUGGUUCAAGGAGUUUAUCUAUUCAUUGAGUGGGUGAACUUGCUGUCACCAAAGCAGCAAAUUAGACAACCCCCGUGCAUUGCCAUUGUAUUUGAGGCUCUUGUGCUUUCCUUCUUCCCCUUACUAGGAAAUUUUGUAUACACGACUACUAUUUAUAUCAUGUAUUCAUAUCUACCAGGUUUCUAGUUCUCGUUCUGAUAAAUUGCUUAUUGUUACGACUCGGAGCCUGUUCGAAAUGACUUUUCAAGC
This is a messenger RNA of Cucurbita moschata (crookneck pumpkin), 2206 nucleotides long. RefSeq lists its product as uncharacterized. The coding region runs from base 556 to 1734 and encodes 392 amino acids. Gene Ontology annotation, cellular component: membrane. The transcript is spliced from 2 exons. Gene Ontology annotation, molecular function: beta-1,4-mannosylglycoprotein 4-beta-N-acetylglucosaminyltransferase activity. Gene Ontology annotation, biological process: protein N-linked glycosylation; N-acetylglucosamine metabolic process. The record is from RefSeq and is a predicted model, not a curated record. NCBI's taxonomy places the organism in Eukaryota, Viridiplantae, Streptophyta, Magnoliopsida, Cucurbitales, Cucurbitaceae.